AUGACGGACAAAGCGAUUGAGCGGGUUGCAUCCAAGGAAUUGGUCAGUACCAAGACUGCUGAUAUUGCAUUCACCGGUGAGAGCGAUGUUUCCCAUGAACUUCAUUUUGUACGUCGCGGUGAGGAGCUCGCCGAAUCAUCAUUGAGCCUGGAAAGCAUCGAUGGCUACGAUUCGGAAUUGAUGAGCGGCAGAACAUUGCUCACGGCGGAAGAAGAAAAAAAGUUGUUACGCAAAAUCGAUUGGCGCUUGAUGACGCUUUGCUCACUUAUCUUCAUGUUCAAAAAUUUGGACAGCAAUAAUGCGUCCAAUGCUCGAAUCAUGAAUAAGGGAACGGAUCAAAAUAUCAUGACACAACUCGGAAUUACAUCCAAUGAGUACAAUCUGGUGACAGUUCUUUACUAUAUCCCAUAUAUUGUUCUCGAAGCACCGUCGAACUUGUUGCUCAAAAGAUUUUCACCUUCCAAGUGGCAGUCGAGGAUCAUGGUGAGCUGGGGUGUGGCUCUUAUGUGCAAUGCUGCCGUGAAGAAUAAAGGGGGUUUGUUCACCACGCGGUUCCUGCUCGGCUUGGCCGAAGCUGGACAGUUCCCUGGUGUGAUUCUUCAGAUGACUUACUGGUAUCGCCCGGACGAGAUGUCUUUACGAUUACUUUACUUUUAUAUUUGUGGAAAUGUGUCGGGAAUCUUCAGUGGUCUUCUCGCCUACGCCUUUGACACGGUCUCUGGCGCAGGAGGCCUUUCCGGAUGGCAAUGGUUGUUCCUCACGGAGGGCAUCGCGACCGUCCUUUUCGGUGUUGUCAUCUGGUUCCUACUCCCAGACUUCCCAGAGACUGCGAAAUGGUUGACCGAGAGGGAGAAGAAAUUUAUCCAGGCGCGACUACCAUCUAACUCCCCUCGUGCGAAUGAGCAGAACUUCAAUUUCCGUGAAGUGAUAGACUCUCUGAAAGAUGUCAGAUUGUGGCUGUUUACACUCAUCUGGGCUACCUUUACAGUGGGAACAAAUGGCGUCACCUUCUAUCAGUCAACAGUGAUCGCCGACCUUGGCUACACGAGCAUUGCUACAGCCCAACUCCUCAACAUCCCCAUCACUGUCUGCGGUCUCCUCUUCAUCGCUGCAACAGGAAUCACAGCAGAUCGCAGCCGGAUUGCCCGACCGCUAUACCCACUUGCAUUUCUUCUCAUCAUCAUAAUCUGCUAUGGAGUUUUCGUGGCCUACCCAAGCCACGGUGCAAUAUAUGCCGUGACACUGAUCGGGAAUGCUUUGACUGCAGGGUGGUACCCUGUCAUGUGGCCAUGGCGAGUUCAGACCACCUCCCGAUCCACUGGCUCCGCGUUCUCUAUUGGAUUUGUCAACAGCUACGGCCAGAUUGGCGGUGCGAUCGGUCCGCAAUUAUUCAAUAGCAAGUACGGUCCUCAUUACACGGUUCCCUUCUCUGUGGCUAUGGGGCUUGUGGGUCUUUGUGCUAUCUUGACGCUGGUGACGUGGUGGGUGACUUGGGACACAGAACGCGAUACAAGGCGGCUGAAGCUGGCUAAAAUUGCGGCGGAAAGAAGAUGCGAGAUUAUUUUGGAAGAUGUUGUGGAUAACGAUUUGAAGAAUCGUUAA
This is a messenger RNA of Penicillium longicatenatum, 1602 nucleotides long. RefSeq lists its product as uncharacterized. Gene Ontology annotation, cellular component: membrane. The record is from RefSeq and is a predicted model, not a curated record. Gene Ontology annotation, biological process: transmembrane transport. The transcript is spliced from 9 exons. Lineage: Eukaryota; Fungi; Ascomycota; Eurotiomycetes; Eurotiales; Aspergillaceae. The coding region runs from base 1 to 1602 and encodes 533 amino acids. Gene Ontology annotation, molecular function: transmembrane transporter activity.